GGAAAAAAAUACAUAUUCUCUAAGUGUUUAUCUUCUCCCUAUUCCUAACUCAUUUCUCUUAUAUACAAACACAAAUCUUUGACAUCUUUGUCAUCCUCAAAGAUCAUAAAUAUCCCCAAAUUUUGUUUAAUUUUUCUUGUCUUAAAACCUUAAAAAGCAAUUAAGAUGGGAUUAAGGAUGUCAGAAUCAGCUAAACCUUACUUUGCAAUGGUUUGCCUUCAGUUCGGAUACGCCGGUAUGAACCUGGUCACUAAAGCCGUCCUUGACCGUGGUAUGAGCCAUUACGUUCUUGUUUCAUAUCGCAACGCUUUUGCCACUGCCGCGAUUGCACCUUUUUCAUUUCUCUCCGAAAGGAAAGUGAGGUCAAAGAUAACGUUUCCAAUAUUCAUGCACAUAUUUGUUCUUGCUCUUCUUGGGCCUGUAAUUGAUCAAAAUCUAUAUUACAUCGGUCUGAAACUCACAUCUCCGACGUUUUCAUCGGCCGUCAGCAACAUCGUGCCGGCAAUUACCUUUAUCCUCGCCACUCUUUUCAGGAUGGAGAAAGUGGAGAUGAGAAAAGUAAGAUGUCAAGUGAAAGUGGUGGGGACUUUAGUAACAUUGGUUGGAUCCAUAUUGGUGAUAUUAUACAAAGGUCCUUUCAUCAAUUUCUCCCGAUCUCACCUCAGUACCACCACCUCUUUGCCGCUGGCCGGUAAUUAUCUUAAAGCCACCGCCUUUCUCCUUGUCGCCUCCCUCUCAUGGGCUUCGUUCUUCAUUCUUCAGGCAUCGACUUUGAAGAAAUACUCAGCCCAUCUCUCGUUAUCAACCAUGGUGUGUUUCAUGGGAACGUUACAAUCAUUAGCCCUAACCUUCGUAAUGGAACACAAUCCUUCUGCUUUGAGCAUAGGUCUUGACAUGAACCUUCUCGCUUCUGCCUACGCGGGAAUAAUGUCGUCCAGCAUCGCUUACUAUGUUCAAGGACUUAUGAUGCAACGAAAAGGGCCUGUCUUCGUCACUGCUUUUAACCCUCUUGUCGUUGUAAUUGUCUCCGUAAUGAGCUUGUUCGUUCUCGAGCAAGGAAUCUACCUUGGAGGGGUUCUUGGAGUUGUUGUUUUGACGGUAGGGGUCUAUGCUGUGUUAUGGGGAAAGCACGUAGACGAUAUCGGUGAGGAACUAUACCGUGAAGAUAACCCUGUUUUAGAAGCCGUUAAGCGUUGUAGUAGAAAUUAUGGUCUCACAAUAAUGCCGAAAAUCAAAGAAGCUGAUGAGGAUGUUGAAACCGGGAAAGUUCAGGCAGCUGAGAAGGAAUCAUCGUUGGCGGUUAUGGUUUUUUAUAGUGAAAAUGUGGAUAAUUGAUUCACGAUGCUAACUAGAUGGUUUUUGUUUGAGGCAAAAUUGGGGAAAAGAGUAACUUCUUUUUGAUACUUAGUUUAAAUUCCUUCCCCUCCUUCAAAAGAUCUAUUUAUAGUUUUGACUCUCUGGGGUAACCAAGGAUUAAUGAACCAUCCAUUUUGAUCAUUAAAUAAGCAUAUAUGUAAAUCACUGCAUUUGGUAUUCAUAUCCAACUGCUACAUACCAUUAUAUUGUAGAUUUAAUGAAAAUACAUAACAAAGAUUGUAUUUC
This is a messenger RNA of Brassica oleracea var. oleracea, 1602 nucleotides long. RefSeq names its product WAT1-related protein At2g40900-like. The transcript has 7 exons. The coding region runs from base 166 to 1335 and encodes 389 amino acids. NCBI's taxonomy places the organism in Eukaryota, Viridiplantae, Streptophyta, Magnoliopsida, Brassicales, Brassicaceae. Gene Ontology annotation, cellular component: plasma membrane. Gene Ontology annotation, molecular function: transmembrane transporter activity. The record is from RefSeq and is a predicted model, not a curated record.